Pungitius pungitius (ninespine stickleback) is the source of this 1452-nucleotide messenger RNA. RefSeq names its product myelin-associated glycoprotein-like. The record is from RefSeq and is a predicted model, not a curated record. Lineage: Eukaryota; Metazoa; Chordata; Actinopteri; Perciformes; Gasterosteidae. The transcript is spliced from 5 exons. Bases 118 to 1452 code for a protein of 444 amino acids.
AUUGUGCAUCACCCUGGCUGAUAUUGUGAUGGUGAAGCAGAAUUAGAGAUGAAUAGAUCUCCUUUGUGUGCAGCACAGCAUCUCUCUGUAGGCUCAUCCACCUGAAAGCAGGAAAGCAUGGCAGGUGCUGCCCAGCUUUUCCUGCUGUGCUGCCUGCUUCAAGGUAGUUUAUGCCAGGAAUGGGCGAGCUUCAUGCCUCAGAGUCUACAGGGACUCAGUGGGUCCUGUGUGAGGAUCAACUGCAUUUUCAGCAUUCUCCCAACAUUUGAUCAAUACCUGGAUGAUACCUGUGUAGCCAAAUGGAAUGACGGCUCUACGACAGUGUUCAACUCUGAGCUCACUGGACAAAGUGCAAACAUUCUGCAAGGACACCUAACAGGAAACCUGCGUACAAAGAACUGCACCACCGUCUUCCACAACAUGUCACCAAAAGAUAAUAACAAAUAUUACUUCAGACUGGAUUGUAACAACGCUUUGAAGUUCAGCUUUCCAACAAACGGCACCACCAUCACCAUUACAGACUCACUGCCUAAACCGGUCAUAACUCCACCCUCGGGGGAGGUGCAAGAAGGAGCUCCAGUGAGGGUGGAGUGCUCGGCUGUAGCUCCCUGCCCCCUUCUUCCCCCGGCUCUCACUUGGACCCCUGCUAUAGGUGACGUUAAGAAGAACCAACAAGCUGCAUCUGUGACCUCCGUUAUGACCUUCAAUGCUUCCCGCCUCCACAACGGACAGAGGUUACAGUGCUCUGCUCUCUACAGCCGACAGGCUGGAAACACUGACCUUCAGUAUGAAAAUAAUCUGACCCUCCGCGUUCUCUAUCCUCCAAACAACACAUGGGUCAGCCACUCCAGUCCCGUGAUAGAGGGCACCUCGGUGAACUUGACCUGCAACACCGACGCAAAUCCGUCCGUGGACAAGUUCACCUGGUACAAAGUGGAUGGAGAUCAGGUGGAGGCAGUGGGUUUCCACGCUUUGCUUUCCACUAAUGUCUCAGAGGCGGACAGCAGCUUCUUCUGCCAAGUCGGUAACAGAUAUGGAAGCCAGAACUCGUCCACCACUCAGAUAGACGUACAGUUUCCUCCCAAGGGAACCACAGUCAUUGUCCAACCCGACGGUCCCAUACUGGAGGGGGUCUCCGUGUCUCUGCUCUGUAAGAGCCGUGCCAACCCCCCCGUGACCAACUACACCUGGUACAAAGAUGAGGAGAAGAAGGUGUCUGGGUCGAGCUUGAAUAUAAGCAACGUCGACCCGAGCCACAGAGGUCACUACCGCUGUGAGGCCAGAAACGAGCUGGGGGAGGGUCAGUCAGCAGCGACUCAGCUGGACAUUCAGUGUGAGUUGAUUUUCCACAGUAGAGAGUUUCCAGUGGGUUCAUAUGCUGAAGAUGGCUCUGCUGUUUGCACACAUUCUGAAGACAAGACUCAGUCAGUGUCACAUCUUCAAGUUGCGUGA